Staurois parvus is the source of this 264-nucleotide messenger RNA. The record is from the annotation of a GenBank genome assembly. Lineage: Eukaryota; Metazoa; Chordata; Amphibia; Anura; Ranidae.
GAUGGGGCACUAUUCCUCCCCCCCACUGACACCAAUGAUGGGGCACUAUUCCUCCCCCCCCCACUGACACCAACUGAUGGAGUACUAUUCCUCCCACUGACACUAAUGAUGGAACACUAUUCCUCACACAGUGACAAUAAUGAUGGGGCACAAUCUUGUCUUAUGAUUUGGAAUUGCAUUUGGUUGUCUAGCAUUAGACCAACCACUGGCAAUGGAGCAAACUCAAGAUUCUGGCAGUAACAUAGGACCAUCAAACUUCCUCCA